Haemonchus placei is the source of this 207-nucleotide messenger RNA. The record is from the annotation of a GenBank genome assembly. Lineage: Eukaryota; Metazoa; Nematoda; Chromadorea; Rhabditida; Trichostrongylidae.
UCAGAGAGUGUGUCAUUAGGUUCUUUUAUUGAUUGAUCAUUACUUACUCAUUUCAUCUAUGUCUUGUUCUGUCGCCCGCUCACUGAUUCGUUUCCCAUGCCUGCUGUACAAAAUAUAAGUAUUGAUCUAAACGGGGACUCUUCAUUUGGUGGAACUACGCAUGGAAUACUUCCUCCUAGCCAUUCUGACGUUCCAGUCCUCUGGUAG